UAGAAUUUAAUGUGUGUUGGCUGGUUGGCCUGAAGAGAUAUACGACAAUGACACAACCUACACAACCGGAGUGAUUGUAUAAGUUAAGACUUUUGUCGUAUUAUACAUUAUUGUACAGAUACUUUAUAAUAAAAAAUAGGUUAAAAUAAAUAAUUAAUAGAAUGGCAUUAAAUCCGCAGUACGAAGUAAUUGGCAGAGGUUUUGUACAACAAUACUAUGCAAUGUUCGAUGAUCCAGUGCAAAGAGCAAACUUAAGAAAUAUUUAUAACAAUGAAUCAUUCAUGACAUUUGAAGGUAAACAAAUGCAGGGUGUUACAAAAAUCGUGGAAGAAUUGAAUAAUUUGAGGUUUCAAAAAAUCAAUCGAAUAAUCACGGCCAUUGAUUCGCAACCAAUGUUGGAUGGUGGGAUACUAAUUAAUGUUUUAGGAAGGCUACAGACUGACGAAGAUCGACCACAUGCUUUUAUUCAACUUUUCGUAUUGAAACCAAUAGAAAGUUCAUUCUUUUGUCAACACGAUAUUUUUCGACUAAGUAUACAUGACACAGCCUGAUGGAAUAAGUUUAUUUGGUUUUACAUAUGACCGAACGAUGUUGCGUUGCAUAAUGCAAAUUGAAAACACUGCAGCCGAAUGUAUAUGUUCAGAAUUAAUUCUUCUUACAAAUUACCACAAUGCAGUCAAAAAUUUUUAAUACACUGUUUUUAUAUAUAAAAAAGAUUUGCUUCAAAGAAAACCUAUUGUAAUUUGAAAAUUUUCAAAUAAAGUGAAUUUGUUACUAAUCUAAA
This is a messenger RNA of Leptopilina heterotoma, 784 nucleotides long. RefSeq names its product probable nuclear transport factor 2 (gene Ntf-2). The transcript is spliced from 4 exons. The record is from RefSeq and is a predicted model, not a curated record. Gene Ontology annotation, cellular component: nuclear pore central transport channel. NCBI's taxonomy places the organism in Eukaryota, Metazoa, Arthropoda, Insecta, Hymenoptera, Figitidae. Bases 162 to 551 code for a protein of 129 amino acids. Gene Ontology annotation, biological process: protein import into nucleus.